UCCCGAGUGAUAUUCGUGAGCGGGGACCUCAUUAUCGCUUUGUUAUUGCUCAUUGUAGCACCAUUUGACGUUGACCUUGAUCAUAAGAAUAACAUUACAAGGUCAUGCAAUGCUGAUCGCUAAUAAUGAAGUUCCUGCCUUGGUUCCUGCGGCCGGAAAGCUGGCUUGUAGCCAGAGAUAAAGGAGAAUAGCGCGGCUUGUAGCCUUUUGUUCUUCCAAUAGAGGAUCUGGAAAUGCCUGUCCCGUGCGAGGCAAUGAUGGAUUCGCACACUCACUUUGAAAAAUUCUUCCGAAGCUUCUCUGCUGGAAAAUUUGGUACAUUCGAUGGCAACAUCCAAGUUUCUACUCUUCCCCACAGCAGAAACUUCAUGGAGGGGCUCGCUUUCGGCUCGGAUAGAUUCCUGUUGCAAAUUCCUUAUGCUGGUGACUGUUUGGAAUGGCACGUCCUAUUUGACAAUCAAGAGCCCGAGUCUCCACCUCAGUUCAUUUUCAACAGAAGCUCAGAUGAUAGAUAUGAGAGAUUGGACUCUGGAUUCUUGGAGGAUUUCAGCGUUGAUCAGUUGGAAGAAAUACUUCCAAGCCUGGCCAAUUGGGACUCUGACAAUGAAGAUGCAUUGGCUGAAGUUAUCCAAGAACUUCUGAUAGCCUUCAGGAGAUAUCAAUUGGAGAAAUUGGAAGAAAUUAGUGGUGAUUUGCUGAGCGUGCAGUUCAAAAUUCGCCAACUUCUGGAGGCCCAGAAUAUUUCUGAGGAUGAUCUGGAGCUACUCGUCAGAAGUGAUGAUGUCACAUUGCUCGUCCGCUUGGCUGUGGACAUUUCCAAGGUGCCUGAACUUCUGCUGCCACCAAUAGAACGAGGACGCCUGGAAAUUCUGGCCAGCGUUUUGCUCACUCUUGGCAACAACGGCCAAUCCUCCAAGUUGAAUUUGUCACCCAGGAUGCUGCUCAUUUUGGGCAACUCUGAUAGGGACCUCAAAGUCCUCUUCAACUCCAGGACAAAUCUUUCCAAUUAUGUUGAUGCCAUGAGAAAAGCUCUCAACGAAAAAGUCAAAAUGAUUGUUGGAGGAGUGAACCACCGGAAGAAUUUCCUGACAGCCUUAGUGGUUUUGAUGGGUAGAGCUCUGGUCGAACAUGAUACUAAGAAGUACACCAAGAGCACUUUCCUCUUAGAGUGGAACAACUUCUACUUCUUAGUGCAUUGCUGCUUGCCACCUUCUUUCCCAGACAGACAGCCUAUUUACUUGUUCCAAUCUAUUUACCAUAAUGUUAAGCAAAGGCCUUUUACCUCCAAGUGCAGUGACUACCCUUAUGACCCUAAUUGGUCUUACACUGAAAUGGCAGAAAAAGCCCAAUCCUUCAUCUUAGAAUAUGUCAAAAACUUCCAAAAAGAUUCCGUUCGCGCUUCCUAAUUAAGCCAAAUGCACUUGCGAGUAAAAGGGUCUAAGUUUGAAUGCCUCUUGCCUAAAUAAGAUGUUGCAAUUUUUUGUUCACUGAAAUUUAAAGGUUGUUAUCUAUGAGCAAUAAAUAUAAAGAAGAUAUUGUU
Molecule: messenger RNA, 1540 nt
Organism: Neocloeon triangulifer
Lineage: Eukaryota; Metazoa; Arthropoda; Insecta; Ephemeroptera; Baetidae
Product: BRISC and BRCA1-A complex member 2-like
Exons: 6
Coding region: 234-1406 (390 amino acids)
Biological process (GO): double-strand break repair
Cellular component (GO): BRISC complex; BRCA1-A complex
Source: RefSeq, a predicted model, not a curated record